Molecule: messenger RNA, 1038 nt
Organism: Diatraea saccharalis (sugarcane borer)
Lineage: Eukaryota; Metazoa; Arthropoda; Insecta; Lepidoptera; Crambidae
Source: the annotation of a GenBank genome assembly
AUGGUGAAAUGUGGAGCAUGUGGCAAAUUUCUAUCUGCGGCAGAAACUGUGCGCUGCAUCAAGUGUAGCGGCUCUUUUCACAAAGCUUGUGUGGCCAUUCCGGAAUCGGCUUCGGUUAAAGGCUGGAUAUGUCCAGGGUGCAAAAUAAAGAUACCCAGGGAAGACAAUACUUCUACCCCCUUGAAGGGUAUCUCCGCUACAUACGGAGCUCCUGCUAGUCCGUCGCAACUGGACGAUACAGCUCACAACGUCACAGAAGAGUUUAGGAUGGAUCUGGCAAUGGAAAUACGUGCAUUCAGGAACGAGCUCAGUGCUUUGCGGGCGGAAGUGCGUGAAUGUCGAACGGAGAUUUUGGAUUUAAAGGUCAUACUGAAUUCCUAUGAUGAGAAGAUUUCAUCUAUGGAGACUAGGAUAAUGGCACUCGAAACAAAAAACAACAACCCCACCUCUGCCAUGGAAACGUUAGAAGUCGCUGUUACUGAGCUUAAAGCGCAACUGAACACAAGAGACCAGGAGCUUUUAUCCAGCGACAUCAACAUCACCGGUAUACCCGAGCGAAGUGGCGAGAAUAUUAUGUCCAUAAUAAGGGUUAUGGCGGUUAAACUGGGCGUUGACCUUGACGACAGGGACGUUACCAGGGUGGAACGUGUGGGCUCUACGCGGCGUGACAGGGUUUCUGGAGGUGGUGAGUCAUCGGCUUCGGGUGGCGAUUUUGAUGUGGCGGAUCACCGGCCACGUACUGUGGCCGUGCGAUUUGCUCGUCAGACUGUGCGCGAACAGUGGCUUCGAGCUGCCCGGGUGCGUCGGGUACUCACAUCUGGCGAUCUUGAGAUCCCCGGUCCUACGCGUCGUAUUUAUGUGAACGAACGUCUCACUCGCCUCAAUGCACGACUGUUUUACCUUGCACGCCAGGCGGGUCUCCGGUGUCAGUGGAAGUAUGUGUGGACUAGAAAUGGCAGAAUUUUGGCACGUAAAACUGAUGGUCAGAAAAUUGUACAAAUACGCAGCGAAUGCGAUGUGGCUAGGGUUUUUGUAUGA